Malus domestica (apple) is the source of this 1131-nucleotide messenger RNA. RefSeq lists its product as uncharacterized. The record is from RefSeq and is a predicted model, not a curated record. Gene Ontology annotation, molecular function: protein binding. Lineage: Eukaryota; Viridiplantae; Streptophyta; Magnoliopsida; Rosales; Rosaceae.
CGUGCAGAAGUUGGAAGUUUUGGUAGUCCAUGGCCAUGGAAAUCGUAGUCGGAGACCGUACAUCAGUUAUAGUAGAGAAGGGUCAGAAGGCUGUGUUUGGACGAGGAAAUGCGUACACCACCGACGACCGAACGGUGUCUCGCCGUCACGUCUCUUUCGUUUCUGAGAAUAACCAAACAAAGGCCUGCGUUUCGUUUGAGGUUCUGGGAAAGAAUCCCAUGUGGACCCGGAGCGAAAAAGAUGGAGAAGUUAGGGUUUUCAGGAGGUCGGAGAAGGGUGAGGUGGCGGCCGGUGAUUGGUUCUGUGUGUCUGGGAAGAAACCCGUUUGGUUUAGAGUGGGAAAGGUUGGGGUAGAUGAGAGAGAGAAUAGGGUUUUGGAGAGUGAGCUUGAGUUGGCUGAGGGUUCGGGAAGUGGGUCUGAAUUGGAGAGUCUCGAUUUUUCCGGCAUUGACCCUGUUAAAGAGCUUGGUUUUGUUGUAAUGGGGCACGAGUUUGAUCACUGUCCAAAGCAAAUGAUCCGUGAUGUAAAGAAGUGGAACUGGUUCCUCGAGGAACCUGGAAAAGAAGGUGACGAUGAUGAUGGAUUUGAGAGGAAGGAGAGGAGGGGUGUGCGGAGAAAGAGGGGAAAAGGUGAAGAAAAUGAGGACGACGAGUGGACAGGGGAGAGUGAAGCUGAUGAAGAGGCUGUUGCAAAACUAAGAAAGGUAAAUACACCAAAAUAUUCUACAAGAUCAAAGGCGCGUAACAAACCUCAGAAGGAUACAAAGAGGGGUAAAUGUUCUGCGCACAAGAAGACUCCUGGCGUGGAUGAAGAGGGAAUGGAAGAUGAAGAUGACGAAACGCUCGGAGGCUUCAUUGUUGCUGAGGAGGACAUGGAAGAAGACGAGCUAGAGGAAACGGAAGACGAGGAGGAAUUUGUCGAAGAUGAUGAUGAAGAAGAGUAGAUGAUUAACACAAGCAAGUUUUGAAUGUGAAUAAGAUGGGUAGUUGGUUUUACAUUUUCCAAACGUAGCAUAUGUACCAUGAUAUACGGAAUGUUUUUUUCUAUCUUUUCCUCAUAUUGGCUGGAGUUAAUGUUCCUUUUAUGGUUGAAUUUUGCAAAUUUAAAAAUCCCAGUUUUUUUUUUUUUUU